Messenger RNA from Beta vulgaris subsp. vulgaris (sugar beet), 1185 nucleotides. RefSeq lists its product as uncharacterized. The record is from RefSeq and is a predicted model, not a curated record. The coding region runs from base 1 to 1185 and encodes 394 amino acids. Gene Ontology annotation, molecular function: nucleic acid binding. Lineage: Eukaryota; Viridiplantae; Streptophyta; Magnoliopsida; Caryophyllales; Amaranthaceae. The transcript is spliced from 2 exons.
AUGGGACAUAAGGAACUCACUAAUGAUCAAAGGAGACAUCUAGUUGAAUUUUUGCUUCAACAAAGUCCUCAUGGAAAUGUACAACGAGGUGGCUUCAAAUCAGCAAUAACAAAGUUCAAAAUCUGCAGAAGGCAAGUUUACAACAUAUGGAAAAGAGCAAAGCAGUGCAAGGCGCGUGGCAUGCCCAUUGAUGUUAACUCAUUGAAAGGGAGAUGCGGAAGGAAGGGCUUGAAUUUUGAUAUUCAACGAAUUGCUGAAGUUCCAUUGCAGAAACGAACCUCAAUUAGAUCACUUGCAAUUGCCUUAGGAGCAUCGAAGUCCUCCAUUCACAGGACAGAUUCUACACCUUUAGAUCCCCUUUUUAGAGAAAUGUUUAACACUAUUCAUGUUGAUGAAAAGUGGUUUUACAUCACAAAAUGCAAGGACACUUACUACCUUCUCCCACAUGAAAAACACCCUUAUAGGCAUACCAAAAGUAAACGUUUCAUAGCAAAGGUCAUGUUUCUUGCGGCAGUUGCAAGACCAAGGUUCAAUGCAGCAGGAGAAUGUACUUUUGAUGGGAAAUUAGGAAUGUUUCCUUUUGUGCAUUGGGUGGCAGCAAAGAGGAGAAGUGACAACAGACCUCGGGGCACAUUAGAGUUGAAGCCAAUCACUAAAGUGAACAGAGUAGAGUACAGAAAAAUGCUCAUAGAGAAGUUGUUGCCAUCAAUUGUAGCAAAUUGGCCGGGGUUAGGGCAAGGGACAAUUUACAUUCAACAAGACAACGCGAGGCCACACAUUGAUGGUGCUGAUGUGGAGUUUCGUAAGGCAGUAAAUGAGCUGAAUUUAGACUUGCAAUUAAUUAACCAACCCCCCAAUAGUCCAGAUAUGAAUAUCCUAGAUUUGGGAUUUUUUAGGGCCAUUCAAUCUUUGAAGGAUCAAACCUCCCCCAAAAACUUUGAACAACUUGUUGCAAAUUGUCAAGAAGCUUUCAAUUCAAUACUCCCCAAUUCACUCAAUUAUGUUUUCCUAACUCUACAAUUAUGCAUGAUAGAGAUUAUGAAGGUAAGGGGAGGCAAUAAUUACGAUCAAGUCCAUGUAGGAAAGCAAAGACUAGAAAGAAUAGGACAACUUCCCAUUACAUUCAACCCCUCUCCAACUUUGGUGCAAGAGUGUGUGUUCUACUUACAGAACAUGAAUGAGUAA